Trypanosoma brucei brucei TREU927 is the source of this 1266-nucleotide messenger RNA. RefSeq names its product actin, putative. The coding region runs from base 1 to 1266 and encodes 421 amino acids. The record is from RefSeq and is a predicted model, not a curated record. Lineage: Eukaryota; Euglenozoa; Kinetoplastea; Trypanosomatida; Trypanosomatidae. The transcript has a single exon.
AUGCGUAUCCCGGAAGGCACUGCUAAGAUUCUCGCUAAGGUUCCGCUUCCCGAUGAGGUGGCCGUCGUGCACCGAAACGCGGCCGUCGUCGACAUUGGUGCUUGCAAAACUCGCAUUGGGUUCGCAGGGGAUGAUAUACCACGUGUCAACGAGCCCACGUGCGUUUUGCGUGGGGGAGAGCAGGAGAGCACGUUGUACCUGCGAAAGGCAUACGACAAGCGGGCGAUAGGUGACACCGUCCGCGUUAUCGAAGACAAGGAGGUGAAUUGGGAUGCCAUGGAACUGUUACUGCAGCAUUUGGAUGACAUACUACACCUAAGCAAUAGCGAAGUCCCAACACCUUUGUUGCUAACGGAGAAGAUGCUCGUUCCCCGCGCCCACCGUCAACGGUUGGCGGAGAUGCUGUUUGAGAAACAUAAUCUGUGUUCCGUUUAUUUUGCACCGAGUCCCGCCCUCGCGCUCUAUGCCUCGGGUGUGUGCAGCGGCGUAUCAGUGGAAAUGGGAUACGACGCCUGUCACGUGGUGCCUGUGUUUCAGGGUUGUCCCAUGUUUCAUGCCGUGCAUGCAUUGGAGUAUGGGGGUAAACUGUGCACGCAGUACAUGAUGAACACGGGUCAGCCACUUCCGGAUGUUGUGCAUCCCCGCCACCGGGUGGAUGUGUGGGAACAUAUAAAGGAGAAAAAUUGUGAGACAUGCCCCAGCAGUGCCGCCUUCCGCAGGGCGGUAGAGAUGGAGGCAAACAUGAAUAGUAGUAAUGAAGAAAACGAGGAUUACUCCGGUAGAAACAAAAAUGUGGUUCACCACAAGUUACCGGAUGGCACGAUCAUUUCUCUGGGCUCGAGUCGGUUUGUCCCAUCUGAGAUGUUGUUUGAUCCCUCGCUUGCACCAACCACCGAGCACGAAAGCAACCACAAGUGGGUAGAACAUUUCGAAUACUUACACACGUAUGCUUUCCCUCAGGGUAUUCAUAGGCUUCUCGUCGAUUCGGUGCGGAAAUGCGAUACCGACCUUCAGGGGUUGCUGUACGGCGCGCUACACCUGUCAGGAGGUUGCUCACUUUUAAGUGGCCUCCCUGAGAGGUUGCGGGAUGAUGUCGCAUCUAUUACGGCUCAGGCUGUGCACGUAGAGGCGCAAACGGAGCGAAGGGACGCAGCGUUUGUCGGAGGUUCCAUUUUAGCAUCGCUUCCGACAUUCCAAAAUUUUUGGGUUACCCGUGCGGAAUACAGCGAGUUUGGUGCCGGUGCGGUGCUGCGGCGAGGUUUGUGA